This is a messenger RNA of Hirsutella rhossiliensis, 231 nucleotides long. RefSeq lists its product as uncharacterized. Bases 1 to 231 code for a protein of 76 amino acids. NCBI's taxonomy places the organism in Eukaryota, Fungi, Ascomycota, Sordariomycetes, Hypocreales, Ophiocordycipitaceae. The record is from RefSeq and is a predicted model, not a curated record. The transcript has a single exon.
AUGAAGUUCGGUCUCGUCAUCCUCGCCACCAUCGCCGGCGCCUUCGCCGCUCCUUCAGAGUCAUAUGCACAGGUUGUCGAGGCUCGGGCCGACAAUUGCUUUCACCCAAGCUCCUGCUCGGCCUCUUGGGCCGGCAAGUGCGAGGACUACUGCGGCCGCCGGGGCUUCUCACACAUGACCGGCGACGGCUGCGGUCUCUUCAAGAAGAAGUGCUGCUGCAUCCGCCGAUGA